AUGGCUGGCAGACAGCAGCAGCAAAGAGAGAUGUCCACAGAAAGCAUCCUCACAGCCGAGACCCCUGAUUUGGAUUUUCAGCCUCUAGAACAGAUUAGUGACAAGGAUCCCAAUUUGGAAGAGUUCCCUGAUGCGAUGCCUUUAUUUAAAGAUGAAAAUAAAGAGCAAGAAAAAAAUAAGGAUAAAGUGCCUGCUAAUGAGAAAAGUGGCCAUUAUAAAGAUACAAAAGAAUCUCAAGCCAACACCGAAACAUCUACUACAAAAGCCACUGAAAACCCCAUUGGAGAAAUCACCACUGAAGAAGACACUAUUAAAGAACCCCUUGAAGUUCAUGACUAUCAAAUCCAAAGUUCUGAUGAGAACUAUCUGACCAAAGAAACAUUGGGAGAGCUAGAGGAUAUCAAGUUAAAAUUAAUGCUGGGUAUCUCAUUGAUGAGCCUCAUCCUUUUCCUCGCCAUCUUGACACUCUGUUUUGCUACGUUGUACAAACUGAGAACGCUUUCUAAACAUGAGUGUGAGAGCCAAUACUCCGUCAACCCGGAGCUGGCAGAGAUGUCUUACUUCCAUCCAACAGAAGGUGUAUCAGACACAUCUUUCUCUAAGAGCGCAGAGAGCAGCACAUUUUGGGGCAAUAAUAGUUCAGAGCUUAGAAAAUCAGGCACAAAAAAAUCAAAAUCUGAAAGUGUGACCAAUAUGCUUUCCGAUGAUGCAGAUGCAUACGAAGAUGCGGCUGAGGAAGCGGGAGAGGCUACUCCCACUAACUAA
Chrysochloris asiatica (Cape golden mole) is the source of this 765-nucleotide messenger RNA. RefSeq names its product equatorin, sperm acrosome associated (gene EQTN). The coding region runs from base 1 to 765 and encodes 254 amino acids. The transcript has 6 exons. Lineage: Eukaryota; Metazoa; Chordata; Mammalia; Afrosoricida; Chrysochloridae. Gene Ontology annotation, biological process: acrosomal vesicle exocytosis; endocytosis; fusion of sperm to egg plasma membrane involved in single fertilization. Gene Ontology annotation, cellular component: plasma membrane. The record is from RefSeq and is a predicted model, not a curated record.